UGUGGCAUUCACCGGUGGAGGAGGGGAGGGCACAGCUCAGUGCCUGUAUGCGGACGCAGCACACUGCCCAUGACUGCUGAAGUAUGUGUUUAGCAGGGGCAUUGGAUGGCUCGUACUCUACUUUUGUGAACUUCAUGGUACUCGUGGGUGAUGCCGAGCCCGUCCUCCGGUCUGCCCGCACGGACACCGCAUCAGCCCCGCUCCGGUGAACUCCCUGUACCCCGGUGGAUGUGUGCCCCCAUCUCCGAGCCCGUACACAUGUCUCCUGGCACAGCUGCUCUGACAAGUAGACGGGGGGAGGGGCUACACUGGCUCCUGCCUCGGAGCUGCUGAAAUGGAUUGAGCCCCGGUGUGAGCACAGACGCUGCCGGUGCAUGGGUCCUCUCACUCCGCACCUCUUACCUUCUGGGAGCCGCUACCGGGGAUUGUGCCGACUUGUUGCUGCCAGAGUCCGGCGCGGCGGAUGGGCUGUGCAGCCGGGUGACUCGGUCCCGUCCAGGUCGGUUCUGGCUCCAUUGCCGAACACUUAACACUUGGUGCCUUGUUGCACCUGGACAAGACAUGGUGGAAGCUGCCUGGCAUCCAUCCAGGCUAAAGAGGGCAUCCAGGGUUUGUUCCCCUGAAGGAUGUGUGAUGGAGCUGUCAUAGCAUGUGUAGUGUGCUGGUGCCUGGCAGGCUGCAUACCUGUACCCUCCUGUGCCCUCUGCAGAGACUGAACACUGCUGCCCUGUCACUCAUGUGGAUUGCUGGACACAGCACCCUUUAAGAGUAACUUCUCUUCAGUCUGUUAACACUUGAGCUUCCUGUAUCAUCCUCACUAUAGGAACAUGGCAGCUGGGGUGGCAGCAUGGCUACCCUUUGCACGGGCAGCUGCCAUUGGCUGGAUGCCGGUGGCCUCAGGCCCUAUGCCACCUCCACCCAGAGGGGAGAAAAGAAGGUCUCAGGACUCCUUGAUUGUAUUGAAUGUCAGUGGUACCCGCUUCCAAACCUGGAAGAACACUCUAGAGAGAUACCCGGAUACUCUGCUGGGCAGCACGGAGAGAGACUUUUUCUUUAACCAGGAUACAGGAGAAUACUUCUUUGAUAGAGAUCCGGACAUUUUCCGUAGCAUUCUCAACUUUUACCGCACAGGACGGCUUCACUACCCGCGCCAUGAAUGUAUUGCAGCAUACGAUGAAGAACUGUCGUUCUUUGGUAUCCUCCCUGAAAUUGUUGGGGACUGCUGUUAUGAGGAAUACAAAGACCGGAGGAGGGAGAACGCGGAAAGGUUAAUGGACGAUGCUGACUCCGAGAACGCAGCGGAGGGGCCCCUACCUCCCAUGUCAGCCAGGCAGAAGAUGUGGCGAGCCUUUGAGAACCCCCACACAAGUACACUUGCUUUAGUAUUCUACUAUGUAACUGGUUUCUUCAUUGCGGUGUCUGUGAUGGCCAACGUGGUGGAGACUGUACCCUGCGGUGCGUUUCCGGGAUCCAUGCGGGAGGUGCCCUGCGGUGAGCGUUACGCUAUGGCCUUUUUCUGUCUGGAUACGGCGUGUGUCAUGAUCUUCACCGUGGAGUACCUAUUGCGGUUGGUGGCUGCGCCCAGUCGCUAUCGGUUUGUACGAAGCGUGAUGAGCAUCAUUGAUGUGGUGGCCAUUAUGCCCUACUACAUAGGUCUUAUCAUGACAGACAACGAGGACGUAAGUGGUGCUUUUGUUACGCUGAGGGUGUUCCGGGUUUUUCGGAUCUUUAAGUUUUCCCGACACUCGCAGGGCCUGAGGAUCUUGGGCUAUACCCUUAAGAGCUGUGCCUCGGAAUUGGGCUUUCUGCUAUUCUCCCUUACUAUGGCCAUCAUCAUCUUUGCCACCGUAAUGUUUUAUGCGGAGAAGGGCUCCCUAAACAGCAAAUUCACUAGUAUACCCGCUGCAUUUUGGUACACCAUUGUGACCAUGACAACACUGGGGUACGGUGAUAUGGUUCCAAAGACUAUAGCUGGGAAGGUAUUCGGUUCCAUAUGUUCCCUGAGUGGUGUGCUGGUCAUUGCAUUACCAGUGCCUGUGAUAGUCUCCAACUUCAGCAGGAUCUACCACCAGAACCAACGAGCAGACAAACGGAGAGCCCAAAAGAAAGCAAGACUGGCAAGAAUUCGGGUGGCAAAAAGUGGAAGUGCUAAUGCAUAUUUACAAAGCAAGAGAAAUGGUUUAUUAAGGGAAGCUCCACAGGGUUCCAGUGAAGAGGAGCAAGCUCUUUUAGCCAAAACUGGAUCUUUUGCAUCACAGCAUCACCACUUACUUCACUGUCUGGAAAAGACCACGGGGUUAUCUCAUAUUGUGGAUGAGUCCAUCUUACCACUAAGUCCUUCAUCCAAAAUUCAGAAUCAUGAGUUUGUGGAUGAGCAGACCUAUGAAGACAGCUGCAUAGAAGUAUCUACCAUAAAUAAAACAAGGAAUCACAGUCCCUCAUUGUCGUCCCAGCAUGAAAGCAAUAGUUUUUGCUGCUCAAGAAGAAAUAAAAAGAACUUGCAUAUUCCGAAUGCUACAACAUGUAGCCAUCAUGGGAGUCUCCAAGAGCUUAGUGCUCUCCAGAUCCAGUGUAUGGAAAGAAACCGACUACCAAACAACAGGUCCAGUCUAAAUGCCAAAUUGGAGGAAACCAUGAAACUAAAUUGUGAGCCUCCAUACGUCACAACAGCUGUAAUAAGUAUCACAACUCCGCCAGUAACUACGCCUGAGGAGGAUGGUAGAUCAGCGCCCCCUGAUUAUCCACAAAGGAACAUUGUGAGAGUUUCAGCACUAUAAACCCUGCUAAAAGAGGAAAUUUUUAUAAAGGAAUUUCUGUACACAAAAGCUGCAGACAGCUCAGACAAGAAAAUGAAAACAGUUCAGUCUCCCUGAGGUUUCCAAGCGGCGGAUUAUUUGCAUACUAAUAAUAAAUGACAAACAAACAAAUUUGAGUAAGGAAAAUGGACCGUAUAGCAGAUCUUCCAAUCCAGUAGAAGUGUGACUACAUACAUGAGCACAAUGAAAGAUCGCCCAUUGAUUUCCGAUUUUUUUUCUUUUGGUUUUCUUUUCUUCACAAAUGCAACAUUUUUGUAUGAAAAAAAAAAAGAAGAAAAAAACCCUGCAAAGGAAGUCUUUUGGAGUAGUAAAAUUACCAUUACAGCAAUGGAAACAUUGUGAUUAUGUUUUCCCUAGAGACAACAUUGAACGCUCAAUAGCAUAAUGAGUAUGAAAGAACAUGCAUAGCAAGUAUAUUUGUACUUAUUGAAAUGACAUCAGUAAUGCAUGCCGCUAUUCUUCAGAGCAGGGAUUUAAGAUGAUUGAAGUUGUUUCCACCAAACAUUAUUUUAGAAAAAGGCCUUUCAGUGCGCUCACAACUGGAUGAAUAAUGUUUACAGUAUCAAAACAAAGACAAACAAUAGCAUUUCAAGAACAGCAGUAUUUAUGAUAUCACAUGACGUCUUGUACAUAAAUAGCGUUUCCCCUGUCGCUUUCUUGUUGGGUUAUCUUGUUUGGCAACAAGCGCAAUAAUUCUGUGUUUGCUACAUCACAAGUCUCUAUUUAUUUUCUAAUUCCCAAUGUUGUUCAAUGAAAAGUCUGUUUUGACACUCAAGAUGGAUAUCUGUGCUUACUGGUUGAAUACCCUACUUCUGUUACUUUGUUUUGGUUGAAAAGAACAUUUGAACAUAAGCAGAGAUAAUAGCUAUAUUAGCUCAGUGGUGGCUUUGUAGGAAGGAUUUUUGAAGAACUUUUUGAUUCAUGGAAAAUGCAUGAAAAUUGAUAUUGGUCUGGAAUGCCUGUGACGUUAUGCAUAUUAUUUUGUAGUGCUGGUGGUGUCGGUUUUGAUGUUCAACAUUAAUACCUUGUAAAUCAUAUUGUAUGUCUCGGAAUAAUUCACUCAUUAGCCCCUACGAACAGAAGUCAAAGCCAGGGACUCAAAUUAAGAAUUUCCAUAAGUAUAGUUCCCCAAACAGGCUUCUAUAACCUGCUGCUGUGCAAUUCCUGGUCUGGGAAACUCCCCAAGAGCUGAAGUGUAGAUAAAGGGGGUGCAGAGGUAGCAUUCGCACCUCGGCCUUAGUGCCUAACUGGGCACCCAAAGCAAAUCUGCCCUAUAAGAGACCAGUAUAAUAAUUGGCACAUUUAUUUAGCAUGGGCUCAGAGGCUACAUGUUAUGCCUCAGGCUAAAAGGAGUAUUCCAGUAUACAAAAAUGUACUUAAAGUAUGUGGUACAAAGUUAAAAUCCUCAAUAUAUAAUAAUUACAUCUUUUCAGUAGUUUCCCAUAUAAUACCUUACCACUUACUGGCCCAAAAUGUGAUGUUUAUAGCUGCCUCCUAGGGUCACAACCUAAUUCCAAUAUGCAGGUCGCACAUGCUCAGUUGCAACGACUGGAGUUAUAGGAGAGUAAGCAGUUUGUCUGUGAAGUGUGUAAUGUACCUGAAAUAUUCCUUUUAAGAUUUUGUUUUUCUCUGAACUCUGGAAUACCCCUUUAAUACCCAUUGAUGGCUAGACUCCUAUCCCAAAGAGAAGCUGAUGCUGUCAUAAAGGUUAAAGUGGUACUCCGCCACUAGACAUGUUAUCCACUAUCCAAAGGAUAGGUGGUAACAUGUCUGAUUGCAGGGGGUCAAGCUGUUGGGGACCCCUGCAAUCUCCACCACGGCACCCCAGUGCACAGAGCGGAUGACUGGCAAUAACAGCCACCAUGUGCCGGAUGACUGGCGAUCACAGCCGCCAUGACCCUUCCAUUCAUGUCUGGAGAUCACCGGGAGUCCCAUCAGCCAGACGUCCAACCCCCCGCGAUCUGACAUGUUAUCCAUAACAUGUCUAGGGUUGGAGUACCCCUUUAAGUGCAAUGUGAGAAAAUAUCCUGGUUCCAUGUAUCCCUUAAUGCAAAUUCUGUGAAAUAAAUGACAACAGGAUGUCUAUCUAUAUAGUUUUAUAGAAAAAUAAUACUAUUUUUCAGUCACAACAAAUUAAUUCUGUAUAUUUAACUGUGUAAAAAGUGUAAAGUGUUUUUUUGACUGACACCUCAUAUGUUGUCAUAUAUUUUUUCAUUCCACAUUGUAUAUUAUUUCAAGUUCUAAGAGGAACAAUUGGCUUACAUUUAUAGUUAGCUAGUAAUGAACAAAAAAAUGUAACAUUAAAAAAAGAAUUGUCAAUGCUUGACAACCACCAUGAGAGUAAAGACCUGUUCUUUGCAUAUAACUGGCUAGUCACUUGACUCUUUUUUAUAAGGACAUGUUUGGCCUUAUUUAGCAAAAGUAUCGGAAGGCUCCGUCAUAUACACGAUUCUUUCAAAAUGUUUAAAUGCUAAAAAUGCCAUAAAUUUCAGGUGUUUUUUAUAGCGUAUAACUUUUUCUGGAGUUUUUUAAUUCCUAUAGAGAGGCCUAUGGGAAAAACGCUCGAACAAAUGCCAUACCCUCAGCAUGUUGUAUUUUAAUAAAAAUGACAAAAACAACAAAAAAAGUGCGACAAAAUACCACAAACAAAAAUGCAUAUAUAUAGUAAAUGUAUAGUUUUUAAUAAUUUACUACAAAAUAAUAUACAGUUGAAAGGAUCACCUGGCUGCUGCCUUUUUUAGCAAAAAUGUUGUUGAAAAAGUUAAAGGGGUUUUAUCACAAAGAUGGUCUAAACUCAUGAAUUAUGUGAAAUGAAUUAUAUUUCUAUUGUAGAAGCAUUUCUAAAUUUGUCCUGUUUGAGAGAUAUAUACUGGCUAAUCCUCCAUGUGCUUUCUUUGUUUUGCCCUGUGACCAUCCAAGGCCAUCCGCUGAUAAAGCCCAGCAUGUCCAGUUCAACUGCAUAUUGAUGGUUAGUCUCUACUGUGUAUACAAGCAAAGAAAGCAAAGGCCCCAGCACCCUGUCUGGAAGCUCUGGUUAGUGUGAAAAAGAGCAAAGCUUUAUUGGUUGUAUACAGAAACGUUUCGGCACAAUGUCAGCCUUUAUCAAGCACAUAUGGAGCCAAUAUGUUGCUUUAGGUAACCAAUAAAGCUUAGCUCUUUUUUGUAACAACCGGAGCUUCCAGACUGGUGCUGUGGCCUUCGCUUUCUUUGUAUGGAUACUCGGAUUGGCAGUCCAGGUGAUCCCUGGCACAACGGAAAGGGAUCUAGUGCUGUCCUCUAUUUCUUCUUCCUUGUAUACAAGCAAGGGGGAUUGUGGAAAAGUGUGUCCUCUGUGACCUGGCAACAGCAGAGCCACAGUUCAAAGAAAAAAACAUGAAGUCAUCAGAUCAAUGGGGGUAAAGAACAGUACAUGGAUGUAGGUCACUUUGUGUACAAAAACUGCACUUUGGUCCUCCUUCACAUACAGCAGAAUGAAAUAAGUAUUGAACAGGUCACCAUUUUUCUCACUAAAUAUAUUUCCAAAGUUGCAAUUGACUUAAAAUUUGCAUCAGAUUUUGGUAGCAACCCAAGUAAUCCAUAUGUUCCAAGAAGUUAUGUGUCGUAACGUGAAAUGACAGGGAAAAAGUAUUCACCAGACUUAAUUUAUUUACUUAAUACUUUGUACAAAAGCCUUUGUUGGUAAUGACAGCUUCAAGAUGCCGCUUGUAUGGAAAAUCUAUUUGCAUGUAUUGUUCUGUAGUAAUUUGGGCCUAUUCUGCCACACAAAGUCUUCACAUCUUGAAGGUUCUGUAGGCCUCUUCUAUGAAUCAUGAUCUUCAGUUCUUUCCAUAGAUUUUCAUGGGAUUUAAGUCAGGUGAUUGGCUGGACCAUUCUAGCAUCUUUAUUUUCUUUAUUUAAAACCAUUUUCCUUGGCUGUGUGUUUUGGGAUUAUUGCCUUGUCCACCCUUGUUUCAGAUGUUUGACAACAAUGUCUCAAUAAAUAUGCCCAUUCAUCCUUGCAGCCCCAAACCAUGAUGUUCCCACCUCUAAACUUCACUGUUGGUAUGAUGUUUUUAGGGUGAUGUGCAGUGCCAUUUAUCUCCCUAACAUGGUGUCUCACUGGCUUUUCCAAACGGUUCAACAAACUUUAAAUACGCUUUAACAUGCUUUUUAUUUAGCAAUGGAGUCUUGCCUGCAUAUGGACCAUGGCGACGGAGUGCUUUACUUACGGUUUUCUUUGAGACAACAGAACCUGUUAAUUAAGUUCUUUUUGAAGCUCUUCACAAGUGUUCCUUGGCUCUAAGACAACUCUUCUGAUUAUUCUUUUCACUCGUCAAGGCAAAUUUAUGGUGAAAUUAUUCUUUCACUUCCAUAUUAACAUUCAAAGGCUUAGAAAUGUGCCUGUAUCCAACUCCAUUGUAAUGUUUUGCAACAAUUAGGUUGCAAAGGUCUUGAGACAGCUCUAUGCCAAGGUGUCACUCAAGACACAUCUCAUGAUGGAGAAGGGUAAAAGCAAUGAGACCUAUUUGUAAGCCAUCAGUUGGGACUGAACCAGCUCAUACUAAUUUGAUAGAUUUUAGAUGUUGUCUUGGCUUUCCAUGCCUUUUUGGACCUCCCUUUCUUCAUGUGCUCAAUACCUUUUCCUUGCGUUCUUCUUUCACAUUAUUACACAUAACUAAAUUUCUAAGAUUAUCUGUUUGUUAUAUCUUUGUGUGUAUAGAUACCAUAUGUUGGUAACAACCCAGGUUAACAAUUUGAUGUGAAUAGCAGCUUUGGAAAUAAAUUUAGUGAGAAAAAUGGUAACAUAUUCAAUGCUUAUUGUACCUGCUGUAUAUGUAUGUGAUACACAUCUUAUUUUGACAAUGCUGUUUCGUGGUAAAGCCCCCUUGAUGAAAACUACUGCAAAACAAUGUAUGUGAAUCCGGCCAAACAGAAAAAAAUCAUUGUUGCCUUGUUACUAAAACUGCUUAAUUUGCUGACCUGGAACUGGGCAGAAAGGAAAAUACGAGAUGCGAUUGGUUGCUAUCGGCAACCAAGACAGUGUUUCUAUUAAACAAUUUCAAAGACUAUAAAAUUAAGACAAGAUAUAUGUAUUUUCCUCUUUUAGGGGUCUCCAGUAUUCCUUUCAAUAAUCAUUUUGUUUUGGGUUAAUUUCUUUUAAAUAGAAUUCUUUAUGUUGUAGAUUUCUUAGAAGUAGCAGAUUUUCUAUGGCUGCAAAAGGACCAUAAUCUCAUAUUAUGCCACGAUAGUGAAGUAGGCCGAGAGGGUGGCAAUACCAGUCCCCUCAUAAUGAGACCAAUUGGUAAGGGAAUGGUAAAAGAUUAGUAUGAGAACAUUUCAGCAAUUGUAUCCACCAAUACAUGUUUCAUACUAGUUUGGCAUAUCCUUAUUAGUUAAAUUUUUAUAGAAUUAUUUUCUGAUUUGACCCCAAAACUACAGUUUUGAAGUUAUUCCAUCAGUUGUACUACAAAUUUAUUAAAACUAUACACAAAUAUUUAUAGAAAUUAAUUUAUUGUCCCUGAAACUCUAAAAAUGUUGCAUAUAGCCAAUAUCAGAUGUAUGAAUAAUUUGAGUAUUUUUAUAAAACCUAUAUGCAGUUGUAUGUUAUGUUGAAAAUGGUCUCAUAAACUUUCUGCAUAUAUUCACAUUGUCAACGUUCUAUAAUUGCAUUGAAGGUUUCUACAUGGGAUUGAAUUUUCACCAUCAAUCUCACUUUGGUUAUACCCACAUUGUGGCUGGCUGUGCUCAAGCAUGAAGCAGCAUGGAAAUUGCUUACAUUUUGUUAUACUCCUAUAUUAUAUUCUCAGCUGAAUUGUUAGAGACUGGAAACAUUGUAACUUUUCAUGGUAUUAUUUUUUCAAACUGUGGUGUGGUAUUACAAAAUUACUCAUUUUAUAUUAUUCUUAGGAAUGUCAUAGUACAUUGCCUUCUUGUGAUAAUAUAUCUGUGCCAUUUCAGCACCAGAGACAUUUAAGGCUGGUUCCCUAUUAAUAUUUUGACCGAAACUAGGAGUGGGUCCAGAAGUGGGUCCAUAUGG
Molecule: messenger RNA, 8832 nt
Organism: Hyla sarda
Lineage: Eukaryota; Metazoa; Chordata; Amphibia; Anura; Hylidae
Gene: KCND2
Product: potassium voltage-gated channel subfamily D member 2
Exons: 7
Coding region: 828-2777 (649 amino acids)
Biological process (GO): protein homooligomerization; potassium ion transmembrane transport
Cellular component (GO): voltage-gated potassium channel complex; membrane
Molecular function (GO): protein binding; voltage-gated monoatomic ion channel activity involved in regulation of postsynaptic membrane potential; A-type (transient outward) potassium channel activity
Source: RefSeq, a predicted model, not a curated record